Messenger RNA from Pollicipes pollicipes, 1661 nucleotides. It is a transcript of the gene RhoGAP54D, whose product is annotated as Rho GTPase activating protein at 54D. NCBI's taxonomy places the organism in Eukaryota, Metazoa, Arthropoda, Thecostraca, Pollicipedomorpha, Pollicipedidae. The record is from RefSeq and is a predicted model, not a curated record. Gene Ontology annotation, biological process: regulation of small GTPase mediated signal transduction; signal transduction. The transcript is spliced from 3 exons. Gene Ontology annotation, cellular component: cytoplasm. Gene Ontology annotation, molecular function: GTPase activator activity. The annotation marks the transcript as partial.
UGGACGCAGAUUCAUCAUUGACCACAACUUUUUCUGUUGUUGAUACUGAAACAGUCAUGCGAAAUAUGCGGCAUCAGGAUGAAUCUCAGUUCUAUACCUUGGUGAAAAUGCAUCUUUCAUUCUUGUUGAAUUUCUCCAUUGAUGAGGUAGAUGCUCCAGCAUUAGCUGAUGAUAAAAACAACGAAAGUGCUAGAAAGCUGCUGCCAUUCAGCACCAAGAGCAAAGGCAAGUCAACAAAAGGCACCAGCUCAGAAAGUGUGGUGCUUUCUCAUGAAGGUGUUUGUCAGGCAUACCAGUUGAUUGAAUUUCUCAGUAGAGAAGAGAACUUGGUACAUGAAGGCCUGUUCCGAAAAACUGGAAACCUUGUGCGACAGCAAGAGUUGAAGCAAUAUCUUUUGUCUGGAUCAUCAGUAGACUUUGAGUCUGGUCUUUACUCAGCUCAUGAUUGUGCCAGUGUUUUGAAGGGGUUUGUGGCAAGUCUCUCAGAACCCCUUCUAACCAAGGCCCUGUACCCAGCUCAUUGUCAGGUGGCAGACAUAUGUCCCAUGGACACACCUCCUGAACAGUUGUGUGCAGCUCACAACAAGCAGAUCAAAGCACUGCAGUUGCUGUUCUUGCUGGUGCCAGCUGAAAACUACCAGCUCCUCAAGGAUUUAUUGCACCUGCUGUUCAAGGUUUCCAGACGUCACAAGGAAAACAAAAUGACUGCCCUGAACCUGGGUACCAUGUUUGCCCCCCACAUCCUCUGCCCGAGGAAGAUGCCCGCCACCGAGCUUCAAACUGCUUCAGGCUCAAUGGCUCAGGCCGUUGCACUGAUGAUCGAGAAUACUCCACUACUCUUCAAGAUUCCCCAGGAGCUGGAAAUUGACAUGCGUGCCUAUCUGGAGCAGCAGGGAGGCACGCCAGGUCUGCAGCGGCGCCGCCGCCACAGCUGCUCCGACGCCGACUCGCCGCAGGCUACCACCGUCUUCAGCUUCGUGGACCGGGAACAGUCGGCGGCAGCGGGCGAGCACGACAACACGGACACGGCGCUGGCCGGCCUAUACGCGCACAUCAGCAGCAUGCCGGACUCGACGCGCCGCCGCAAGCUCAUCAAGCAGUUCAACCGCGAGAGCGGCCCCGGCACGCCGACAGUCGUGCAGCGCACGCGCACGCGCAGCUUCGGCGAGUCCCUGCGCAAGCACCUCUUCUUCGCGGCCGGCCGGCAGCGCAAGCCGCCGACGAAGGGCGCGGCGCUGGGCCCGCGCCGCAGCAGCUCGGAGGAGGCGCUCGCCAGCCCGCCGUCGCCGGAGCGCGCGCGCUUCAAGCAGAGCACCGAGGAGGUGUCCAUGUGGCCAACGCCGUCGCUGGCGGGGCCGUCGCUGAAGCGCUCGCUGCUGACGCCGACGGCGGCGGCGCGCUUCACGCCGCGGCUAGCGCGCAGCCUGCGGCAAGUGCAGCGCGAGGGGGUGGCGCGCGGCGCCGAGGGCAUGUCCACCUUCCGCGCCGGCAGGAACAACUCGAUGCGGCGUGGACAGGUACCGCUGCGUCCAGUGCGCGGGGACGGGCCGGCCGCGCCCACCUCGCCCAUCAGCCAGAAGAUGGGCACCAUGUGCUCCAGCACGCGCGUGCAGAUGCUGACGCCGCGCAACCGGCGCGCCGUCUGUCUGCUGUCGCAGACG